Molecule: messenger RNA, 1218 nt
Organism: Diatraea saccharalis (sugarcane borer)
Lineage: Eukaryota; Metazoa; Arthropoda; Insecta; Lepidoptera; Crambidae
Source: the annotation of a GenBank genome assembly
AUGGGUUGCAAUACAUGUAAAUGUGGCUUGAAUAAUGCACUCAUAUGUUCUAAAAUAGCAUGCGUCAGUAAGAAAUCGAUGACACAAUAUAUGGCAUAUCGGAAAGCUAAGCAAAUCGUUAGUAAAAAGAAGUCGAUUGAAUCACAAAAUUUGCCAACACUACCAAAGAAUGGUGUAUGUACACCUGGUAAAAUAUACCAGAAUGGCUGCAACAGAUGCUUCUGCGACACUAAUCAAUUAGCUAUGUGUACAACAAAGGCCUGUCACAAGAAACUUUCAAAUAAGUUGAAGACUUCAUCAAUAUUAACUCUAUCGGAUGUGAGACCAGAAAUAACUGAACAAGAGGCGAAGCGACUAAAAGAGCUUCCCGACAUUGCAUCACGGUGUGAUCCUGGACAAACAGUUAAAGUGGACUGUAACUAUUGCGCGUGUCUAUUUAACCGUAUCCUGGUAUGCGAUGAGAAAUUGUGCCUUAGCUACGACGAUAUGAAUAGGAUUGCCGCCAAGAAGAAAGAAGGUGAUAGUUGCUAACCUAUAUUUUCAAUCCACCUUACUUUCUAGCCAUGACUAACUUAGGGUAUAUAUAGAUAUUAGUGAUAUUACAGCGAUAUGUCUAUUUUAACAUGUGCUUUAAUAACGGGAAACCAAUAAUAAAUGGAUGAUGCUUAUGGAUGUAACUGAAGUGUUCGAACUUAAUCAACCGUGUAUUCCACCAAAAACUAAUAGUAAAAUGAGACGAAGUAUCACCAUAACAUCACUAAUGUGUCGUAUCUUAUGGCUAGAGCGUUAGGGGUCACAGUAGAUUUCGUACAGAUAAGGCAGAGAGAACUGAACGCCACAAGACACGGCGUCUCCAGAGUGAAAUUCAAAACAUUUUUCGUAGGUAUAUGCUCGCCGUUAUCUAUCGUUUCUGACAUACAAAUGAAUGAAUGAAAAACAAAAUAUAUUGACAAUAAGUAGUAGUACUCUCUUGAAAAUCAAAUUGAUUUUAUUUUAAUAAUUACAGGACUUCCGUGUAAAAGUAACGACGACAUAAAGAAGACCCCUUGUUUAGACUGUGUCUGCAAAGACAAUAAGAUUCAUUGUACACAUAUACUCAAGUGCGUUCCACAAACAAUACUUGAAAGCAGAAGACUGCACGGGGAUAUUGACAGAAAUAAACUUACAUUCAGCCUAGAGAGUAAAGAAGAUUGUAUACCAGGAGCUGUAUAUAGGUAA